AUGCAUAGCAUCGAUCUAUCUAUAUAUGAGGUUUAUGCCUUUGAAGAAAAAGAGAAGGAAGAUGUUAAUAACUUACAAAAAGAAUUUAAAAAGAAAAUUAAUGCAUAUGUGAAUUCUGAUAUUAAUACAAAUGCAGACAAUACUUUUGUUGAUUGGGAUUUAGCUAUAGAGCAUAUCGAAAAGCAUAGUAUAGAAAAUGGAUUUGAAGUUGUAAAAUAUCGACUUCAAAAAAAUAAAAGAAAUGAAGUUGUUCAUCAUACUUUUGAAUGCAAAAAUUCUGAAAUGCUAGAGGAGAUUAAAUUUCUUACAAAUAUUGGUUGUGGCAUGGGUCUGAUUAUCUGUGAACUUCAAGAAUGCUUUCCUGAUGCUACUAAUGCAGCUAUAACAUAUGAGAAAUUAAUGCAACUACAAUAUGAAGAACAUGGGUGGUUCAUUGAUGCGAG
Cetraspora pellucida is the source of this 443-nucleotide messenger RNA. The record is from the annotation of a GenBank genome assembly. NCBI's taxonomy places the organism in Eukaryota, Fungi, Glomeromycota, Glomeromycetes, Diversisporales, Gigasporaceae.